Exophiala aquamarina CBS 119918 is the source of this 351-nucleotide messenger RNA. RefSeq lists its product as uncharacterized. NCBI's taxonomy places the organism in Eukaryota, Fungi, Ascomycota, Eurotiomycetes, Chaetothyriales, Herpotrichiellaceae. The transcript has 2 exons. Gene Ontology annotation, molecular function: voltage-gated proton channel activity. Gene Ontology annotation, biological process: proton transmembrane transport. The coding region runs from base 1 to 351 and encodes 116 amino acids. The record is from RefSeq and is a predicted model, not a curated record. Gene Ontology annotation, cellular component: plasma membrane.
AUGGCCAACAAGGUCCUUGGAUCUCUCAGUCUAACCUUCAGCUGCUUGUUCAUGGCCGAAUUGCUCGGCAGCGUGUUUGCCUUUGGGCUCGGUGACCUAUUGUUGCUAGUUACUUCCACUCUAAAGUUCCUCGUCUUCGACGCCACAGUCAUCGUUGCCGCGUUCAUCGUUGAUGUUCUCUUGAGGGGCCCACUUGAAGAAGCCGGCUCUCUCGUGGUUGCGCUCCGCCUCUGGCGUGUCUUCAGAAUCAUCGAGGAGUUUUCGUCCCGGGCCGAAGACGAGCUGGCCGAAUUACAAGAACGGAUCAGUGAGUUGCAGCAUGGGAAGGCCGAGGUCGACAAGGGGAACUAG